This is a messenger RNA of Brassica oleracea var. oleracea, 1128 nucleotides long. RefSeq names its product mitochondrial outer membrane protein porin 1-like. The record is from RefSeq and is a predicted model, not a curated record. Gene Ontology annotation, cellular component: mitochondrial outer membrane. The transcript has 6 exons. Lineage: Eukaryota; Viridiplantae; Streptophyta; Magnoliopsida; Brassicales; Brassicaceae. Gene Ontology annotation, biological process: monoatomic anion transmembrane transport. Bases 55 to 885 code for a protein of 276 amino acids. Gene Ontology annotation, molecular function: voltage-gated monoatomic anion channel activity.
UCUUAUAGAAGCAGAGGUUUAGUCAUUUUGUGUGUUUUAGGAAGAGGAAAAAAAAUGGGGAAAGGACCAGGUCUCUACACUGACAUCGGCAAAAAAGCCAGAGAUCUUUUGUACAAGGACCACAACAGCGACCAGAAAUUGAGUAUCACUACUCACUCUCCUGCCGGUGUUGCCAUCACAUCAACUGGAACCAAGAAAGGUGACUCACUGCUGGGAGAUGUUUCUCUCCAACUCAAGCAAAAAAACAUCACUACCGAUCUCAAAGUUUCCACUGACAGUACCGUUUUGAUCACUGCUACGGUUGAUGAGGCUGCACCUGGAUUGAAGUCCAUCUUCAGCUUCAGGGCCCCUGACCAAAACUCUGGCAAGAUUGAGCUUCAGUACUUGCAUGAAUAUGCCGGUAUCAGCACGAGCAUGGGAUUGACUCAAAACCCCACUGUCAACUUCUCUGGUGUAGUGGGAACCAAUGUGUUGGCCCUUGGUACUGACGUUUCCUUCGACACCAAAUCUGGCAAUUUCACCAAGAUCAACGCUGGUGUCAACUUCACCAAGGAUGAUCUCAUUGCCUCCCUUACCCUGAAUGACAAAGGAGAUUCUGUCAACGCAUCAUACUACCACAUUGUUAACCCGCUGUUCAACACCGCUGUGGGAGCUGAAGUGAACCACAAGUUUUCUACCAAUGUCAACACCAUAACCGUGGGAACGCAGCAUUCACUUGACCCCUUGACCACCGUGAAGGCACGCGUGAACAGUGCGGGGAUAGCCAAUGCACUCAUUCAACACCAGUGGACACCCAGGUCCUUCUUCACUAUCUCAGGAGAAAUUGACACCAAGGCUAUUGACAAGAAUGCUAAGGUUGGUUUGGCCCUCUCUCUCAAGCCUUGAGAAUGAGCAACAGAUGAUGAAUCCAAGCAUAGCAUUUCAACUCUUUUCCAACGUGGUUCUGUUUUCCUCCGCAUGGUUCGGUGGUUUUAAUGGCCACUGCUCAGAUCUUUUUCUCAUUUUCUUGUCGGAUUUGUAGAGAAUAAUAAGGUUGAAAAAUUAUCGUCUUUCUUGGUGAUAUGAUGAAACAUUAGAGAUCCUUUCCCUUACUCUUUCUUCCCUAUGCAUUUGAAUUUGUUUUCGUGA